AUGUAGUCACUGACAGGCUUCAGCUUCUUUAUAUUAAUUUCACAUUGAGUUGUCCAACCCCAAGUCACCAACCCCCCCAAUCCGGCAGCGCUCUCUCAAAAACCCAGAUCAAAACAAACCUUCCCCAUAACACUCACCUCACACAAAACCCAGAGAAGUUAAAUCCCAGGAGAAAAAUGUGGCUGGCGUGCGUCUGCGACGAGGAAGAGAAGGAGCUGGGGAGGCAGCAAGCUCCUGGAUCAUGCCCGCACUGCCGAGGCAAAGUGCAAGCGGUGGAUGUCGAGGCUCAACGGAAGCUUUGCUUUCUGCCCUUGUGCUUCAAGAUUAAGAGGAAGUACUUCUGUACUCUCUGCUCCAGGCGCUUGGUCCUGGACUACUAGAUAACGCCAACAACUAUAUGUAAUUAUAUUAGUAUCAGAGACCCAAGAAAUCGUAGCUAGAUUUGUGAUCCUCUCUCUCUCUCUCUCUCUCUCUCUGUCUCUCUCUCUAUUAUGCUAUUUUAGUUUUGAGUACAAUUAUUAAUGGGAUUCAGGAUCCAGCUGGGGUUUUUUUGUACAAAUUAUUGUUGGAUGGUUUUUUUUAAUGCUAAAUUGCUAAUGACAGUGACAUGCAACUGCUGCUGUUAAGUCUAA
Messenger RNA from Malus domestica (apple), 632 nucleotides. RefSeq lists its product as uncharacterized. The record is from RefSeq and is a predicted model, not a curated record. NCBI's taxonomy places the organism in Eukaryota, Viridiplantae, Streptophyta, Magnoliopsida, Rosales, Rosaceae.